Messenger RNA from Eruca vesicaria subsp. sativa (arugula), 837 nucleotides. Lineage: Eukaryota; Viridiplantae; Streptophyta; Magnoliopsida; Brassicales; Brassicaceae. The record is from the annotation of a GenBank genome assembly.
UUGGGAUCAAGAAAGCUUUGGUGUUUUACGUCGGAAAAGCACCAAAAGGUAACAAAACUAAUUGGAUCAUGCAUGAGUAUCGUCUCAUCGAACCCUCUCGUAAAUAUGGAAGCACCAAGCUUGAUGAUUGGGUUUUAUGUCGUAUAUACAAGAAGCAAUCAAGCGCACAAAAACAGGUUUAUAGUAAUCUAAUGACGAGUGGUAGAGAAUACAGCAACAAUGAUUCGUCCACGUCAUCUUCGUCUCAUCAAUACAACGAUGUUCUCGAGUCGUUACAUGAGAUAGAUAACAGAAGUUUGGGGUUUGAAGCCGGUUCAUCAAACGCAUUUAGACCGAGUUUAACCGAACAGAAAACCGGGUUUCAAAAUUUAGCUAGGGAGCCAAGCUUUGGGUGGGCGAAUAUUGGUGGACAUAACUCGGUCCCGGAACUUAGACCGAUUCAUAACGUUUCAAGCCUCCGUUACGGAGACGGUGGUGGUUAUUUUCAAGGUGUAAAGACAAAUGAAGAAGACGACAAGAAGCAGCAAGAAGCUGAGGGGAUUCCUCGGUUUAAUAACUCGGGUGUGUUGCCUAGUGAUCAGAGUUUCAGUGUUAACCCGGUUAAUGGAUUCAGAUUCUCGGAUCAACAGCAUGAUGGUUUCGGAUUUAUUUAAAUGUGUAAUGGUGACAUACUAAUAAAAAGAAACAUAAUUGUAUUUUUGUGUAUCAGAUUGAUUAGGUAAAAUAGUGUAGAAAAUUGUAAUUAUUUGGGGGUUAGGCUUAGGUUCCACUUGCAUAUCAUUCGUCCUCAAGGGUACAUUUUUGCAAACUUUUGAUUUGCUAUAAAUCAGGUUACGA